AGCGCCAGACGGGAACAGGGGAACCCAAACCCUACCACCGCCGCCCUCUCAAUCAAUUCCCAAUCUUCCCUGCAAAAAAAAAAAAUCAAUUCCCAAUCUAUCUCGCUGGAGUACCCUCUUCCCCGACGCCGGUGAACAGAUUCGUCGCCCAAAUCGGCCGUGCGAGAGACCGGAACGCGGCACCGCCGCCGCAGGGGGGUCGAAGUGCCGCCGUAGCUCGCCACCGUCCGCAGCGCCUCAGUUGGGCGGAAUCUGAUCUGACGGAGCACCGGCGACUGGUCACCAUGCCGGGCAACGGAGGCGCGACCGGCCUGGACGAUCUUCCAGAGGGGAUCGUUGUCGAAGAGAUCCUCGUCCGUUUGCCGCCCAAGGACAUCCUCCGCUGUCGCGCUGUCUGCAGGUGGUGGCACAGUGCCACCUCGACCGACAAGUUCAUGCUGGACAACCACCGCCACCAGCCCUUGCUCCCAAUCCUCAGCCACGUCGUCGAGCCGCAGAAAGCCCACCUCCUGUUUUCCUUUGACGCCGGCGCAGGCUGGCAAAAGCUCUGCCCUAUCAUCCGGACCUACGACUACCGUAAACUCCAGGCCGUGUGUGACGGUCUCUUCAUCGUGUCCUAUGGAUCCAUGGCAGAUCAGUUCAUCUGCAAUCCGGUCACCCGCAAGUAUGCUCGCCUAGCAAAGCAUCCGACGGAGCGUGGUUUUUACCACCGGAUUGUCGGCUUCUACCGGCACCAACCAUCUGGAUGAGAAUUCCGAGUGUUAUGGAUCUCUAGUCCGACAAAUUACAACGCAUACCACACAAAUUACAGAACUUUCUACUAUGUCAUAGCGGUGGGAUCCGAUAGUACAAGAUACAUCAGACAAGGAUGCAUCACACAACCAACAGUCUCAUCUUCCUUGGAGCUGGCGUUACGCAGGGGCCUACCUGAUUCGUCCCAACAUCCACCAGUCCACCACCGUGGCGGCCUGCACUGGAAACUUGGAAAAUACCACGGCUGCGAUGCGGACUACAUAAUGGUGUUCAACACAGCAGCUGAAAAAUUUCGAUUGAUGUGUCGUCCUGCCCGAUUGGGCGACUUCUUACAAGAGUCGUUGCUGGAGAUGGAUGGCACUCUUGCUUUGUGCAGCAUCUGCAGUGACAAACACACCAUAGAAUUUUGGGUGUUACAUGACUACGAUGCUGAAACAUGGUCUUUGAAGCACCGGAUUAGGCCUCUUUUGGUUCAUAGGAUAGGAUUAUCAUAGGAAUAGGAAUCUUAUAGGAAAUGAGAUGACAUGUAUCUCAAAUCCUAUGAGUAGGAAUAGGAAACAAGAUGUCAUUUGGUUGACACCAA
Messenger RNA from Triticum urartu, 1336 nucleotides. NCBI's taxonomy places the organism in Eukaryota, Viridiplantae, Streptophyta, Magnoliopsida, Poales, Poaceae. The record is from RefSeq and is a predicted model, not a curated record.